AUGAAACUAUCCACAGCAGUAAUUGCAGCCCUUGCUGCUGCCGUCAAUGUUGAUGCCAAGACUCUCGAUGCAAAGACUCUUCAGAAGACCAUGAACAAAAUGGGUACCAAGCAAUCAUUGCUGCGAAGAGCCCGAAAAUUGGACCAACAGGCACAAGGUGACGAUGCUGGCCAACAAGAAGAGUUCCAAAUCACCUCGGACUACUCCAUCAAGUUCAACUCUUGUGCAUCCCUCAAGAUUCUUGAUGUCGAUGAUGUCAGCACAUACAUCACUAACACUCAAUACAGUGGAAGUAACGUCGACCUCAGUAGUUUGAAUGUCUUCAAGGACUUCAUUGUCUUUGAUGCUACCAGCGACUCCAGUGGACAAACCGUCCAAUUUGUCAUUGAUGUUGCCUCAUAUGUCCAGACUCUUAUUCAAGCUGUUCCAGAUGAAUACGAGGGAUACUGCAGUGCCUGUAGCGAAGCUUAUGAAACUUGCACUGCUUCCUCUGUUUCUGCCGCUGGUGCUGACGAGGGAGGCCGCAAGCUUACCUCCAACUACGAGACCAUUGAUUGCGACAUCUGUUACGCCAAUGGCUGUUUCGCCGAUGGUGGAAACGGUGAUGGCUCUGUCUAUACCGAUUCCUAUGGAUACACUUCCGAUGCUGCCUUGGAAUGGUUGGACAGUGUUACCCAGUGCCAAGAGAUCAAUCAAGACAACGGAUAUGCCAACUUCAAUGGCUACUACACUUUGUACGCUGGUCUCACCUGUAACGCCGCCGGAACUGGUGUCGAGAUUGGACUCUUUGGAAACGCAGACUGUACCCUACAAAGCACCCAAACCAGCUUUUCCAACAUUCUUUCUACUGAGACCCAGAUCAACAGCUACUUUGAAUUGACAAAGACUCUUGUCGAACAUUCUUUCACCCAAACUACCUCUUGUGCUGAGACAACCUUCGUCAGCCCCUACGAUAAUGGAAACCGUCGUCGAUUGCAGGAGGACGAGGAUGAAAACCAAGACGAAAACCAAAACGAGAACCAAGACGAGAACCAAGACGCGAAUCAAGAUGAGAACCAAGAUGAGCAGCAGGACGAGCAGCAGGACGAGAACCAAAAUGAACAGCAAGACGAGAACCAAGAUGCCAACGCUGAUGCCAAUGGUGACGACGCCGCCAACCAAGGUGAAGAAGAUCAACAACAACAAGACCAAGACCAAGACCCAGUCAACGAGAUUUGCCAAGCACUUACUGCAGACUCUUUCGCCCUUCAAAACUGCGGCCAAAAUAAUGGAAACAGCUAUCAAUACGACGAUAAUGGUAAUGCUUGGGGUACCUACUACUACGGCAGCUACGGAUACAUCAACUACGACAUUACCGAUGCUGAAGAUGCUGACCAAAUCUGUAUGGCCAUGCAAAAGAAGUCUGGAUACUACAACCGUGUUGGAUCUGGAUCUAACAAGAAACUGUACAACUACAACGGAAGAAAGACCAACACUUAUACUUGGGAUCUCUACUCUGGAUCCAGCACCAAUGGAUACAACCCCAGCGGCUCCAGCUCUAACAGCACUAACAGUGGCUUUGACUGGUCAGGUACCAAGCAACAGAUUGGAGACAAGUACAACGACAUGAGCGAAAAGCUUGGGGAAGGUAUUACCCGUGCUUCUGAAAAGACUGGAUUGGAAGUCGAAGAAAUCAUUGGCAUCAUUGUUGGUGCUAUUGCUGCUUUGUGUUUGUUCAUCGCAUGUGGAUGCUACUGCUGCUGUAAGAAGGACACGGAUGAGAAGCAAGUCAAUCUCCUUGGAGAAGGACGGGAGCGAAGGGAAUGGAAUGCCAAGGAUAAGUGGGAAACUUCCCGAAACAAGGCCACUUGGGCAUAA
Molecule: messenger RNA, 1857 nt
Organism: Cylindrotheca closterium
Lineage: Eukaryota; Bacillariophyta; Bacillariophyceae; Bacillariales; Bacillariaceae
Source: the annotation of a GenBank genome assembly